Molecule: messenger RNA, 1895 nt
Organism: Procambarus clarkii (red swamp crayfish)
Lineage: Eukaryota; Metazoa; Arthropoda; Malacostraca; Decapoda; Cambaridae
Product: SPRY domain-containing SOCS box protein 3
Biological process (GO): proteasome-mediated ubiquitin-dependent protein catabolic process
Cellular component (GO): SCF ubiquitin ligase complex
Molecular function (GO): protein binding
Source: RefSeq, a predicted model, not a curated record
GCAGCCCUGACACCUAGUGUGUUACCCGAAUUCGGGUUGUCAGGUGCUGCCUAGUCCCGUCGCUGCCCUUAAUAACGACAAUUGGUAAAAAUGAUGGGACGGAUGUUACGAGAUGCCUCUGGUCCCCAUGGGCAAUUUGUUGGGUCCCAGAGCAAUUCCUUCUGUCAACAUACAGACUUGGAUCCUAUAAUGUGCUGCUGUGGAGAAGAGGAAAAAGACUUUGCUUGGGUGUGGAGCACACGUGAACAAGGAGGCCAAGCUGGCAGCAUUCUUCUUGCUACUGAGGACCGACAGAUUAUCUUCAACCCAGAAUACAGUUCAGGGACCGCAGCCAUUCGAGGGAAUGAAACUCUUCAUAUUGGCCACCAUCAUUACUGGGAGCUGAAAAUGACCUCGGCUGUAUAUGGGACAGAUAUUAUGGUUGGGGUUUGUACGCCAAAGUGUGACCUGAAGCAUGGCAUCCACCGUUUCUGUUCUCUGCUUGGACGCGAUGAAGAGUCCUGGGGCUACUCUUACACAGGCACUAUCCGACACGCAGCCAAGUUUCGUCACUACGGUCCCCGUUGGGGCAAGGGAAGCAUUGUUGGCAUUCACCUCGACUCCUGGCGUGGAACCCUCGAAUUCUUUUUGAACAGGAAGCCUUUAGGUAUAGCCUUCACCGGACUACAGAAUAUAGAACUAUAUCCAAUUGUCACCUCAACAUCAGCCCACUCUGGCAUGAAAUUGGUUACCAGCUGUGACUUUCCGUCUAAUCUUCAGUUUCUGGCCUCUGAAGUUGUGUUCAAACAUGUGCGUGAGAAGAUGAAAGUGCGUCCUGAGAACCUGCCACUGCCACCUGGCCUGCGCUCCUUCGUGGCAAACAACUUCUGGCCACUCUUACGUUCUGUUGCAUUAAAGGAUGGAGAUAAUGAAAAUGAAGAACCAAAAUGGUCCACAAGUGGCAUGAAACACCCCUACAAAGAUGACUCGCAAGACAGACAACUGUAUAAAAAGUUUUGCAGUCGACCCGUUUAUCACAGAACCUAUUCAGCUUCUUCCUCUGAUAGUUCUGAUGGCAGUUCUUCCCCAAGCUCUCAUUAUUGCUUAGUUGAUAUCUCACCAGAACUCUCCACUUCUCCUUCACAAGCUUCGACUUCUUCAUCAUUGAAAAACUCCUCCUCUUCAGCUUUACCACCGGUGCAACCUUCUACAUCAGACACAGAUAAUCCCUCUUCUAGACUGACUCUCAAAACAUCAGAGAGCUACAGAGAUCCAUCUGCUAGCUCAGACUCAUAGUUUCAUUUAGUAAUACAUUAUAGGAAUUCUAACAAAUUUAUAUAAAGUUUUCGUGUAUUUUGGGGAAUGUUAAUUCUUAAAAUUAAUUGGUUAUGGAAUUAUUUGUACAUGUAUGUGCAUUCACAUGCACAUGUUUACAUGAACACACACACACACACACACACACACACACACACACACACACACACACACACACACACACACACACACACACACACACACACAAAGAGCCAAAGCUCAACCCCCGCAAGCACAAAUAGGUGAGUACACACACACACACACACACACACACACACACACACACACACACAAAAUGUUUUAAUCUUGUUGGCUGUAACUUCACGCAUCUCGUGUAGAUAUCUCCACAGCUUCAUUCUCCAUCCUAUGAUACCUGUGAAGUUUAUUGGGUUGGUAGAAAACCUCGCAACCAAAGAUAAUGUUUGUGAUUACAGAAUUAUCAGCAGGUGUGAAAAAGGAAAAACCCAUUUGGUUCAGCACUUCUUGCAAGAACUUAUCUAAAUGCUUCUUGAAGACAUCCACCUUUGAUGACUAGACCACACACUAGAAGGUGAAGGGACGACGACGUUUCGGUCCGCCCUGGACCAUUCUCAAGUCGACUU